This is a messenger RNA of Racocetra persica, 1742 nucleotides long. Lineage: Eukaryota; Fungi; Glomeromycota; Glomeromycetes; Diversisporales; Gigasporaceae. The record is from the annotation of a GenBank genome assembly.
AUAUUAUUGGGAUGAAUUGGAUCACUUGCAGCAACCAUACUCCUACAUUAACAUCUCCCAGAUUCUUUUUCCGGCUCUUGAAAAAGUCAUCUCUAACACCCCUCAAUUAUGCAUAUCAAUUAAAGAUGCAAAGACGCCAAAUCCACAAUUUGUCCUUUUACCAGAAAUAGAUUUUUCAAGUGUCAUUAAAUUUGUUACAAUAAAUUCUGAUAAAGAGUUUAUUAAUAUAUCUGAAAAAGAACUUUGUACUGAAUUCGAUUUAGAUGAUGAAACAAAACCUUUUUGGCGUAUUGUUGUCGGAACCAACGAUUCCACUGCAUUUGAAAGUUCUGAAAUGAAACCAAAUUUCAAUUUAUGUAUAAUGUUUACAUGCAAUCAUGUUAUUGGCGAUGGAUUAAGUGCAAUGGCAUUUCAAGCUACCCUAAUGGAAGCAAUUGACGAAGUUUUCUUACAGAGAGAGACAUGCGGAGGCUCUAUCUCAAAAUCAAAGUUCCUUAUUGAUCAAUCAACUAUUAUUGCGAAUCCAUUAAGUUUUAAAAGUUAUGAAAGUAUUUAUCAACCUGAAAAUAAUCCUGUAAAAAUUGCAUCUCCUGUCAUAACUGGAUCUGCAGCAUCAAAUUUUUGGAUGGGUGACGUACGUCCAUGUGAUCUCCCUCAAGAUAUUACUAAAGUUCAUUACUUAUCUUUAACUGAGGAUGAAUUCACACCUAUACUUGCAUUAGCAAAAAUUCACAAGACUACCAUUUUCGCCGUUUUAAAUAUGUUGGCAUUUUUUUCUAUUCGUGAAGUUGUUGGCCAUGCACUUGACUCUCAAAUUUUAAAAGUUCGUGUACCAUUUUCAUUAAGAAGAAGCGUAACACCACAAGUCUCAUUGAAAGAAUUUGGAAAUUUUGUUACUGUGAUGUUAUAUGAUUUUGAUAUGGUUAAAAUUUCUUCUAUUCAAUUAUCUGAUAAUGAUUUCAAAGAAAAAUUUUGGGAUUUAUGUCAAGGUUAUACAUUAGCUAUCCGUUCUGAACCUUCAACUUUCUUUGAACGUCCAAUUUUACCAGCUAAACCUGUUCAAAAUAAUGAAAAUCAUGAUAAAAAUAAUGCUAAUAAAAAAGAUGUAAACGAGAAUGAUGUAGAUGAAAAUGGUGUAAAGGAGAAUGGCGUAGAUGAAAAUGGUGUAAAGGAGAAUGGUGUAGAUGAAAAUUGUGUAAAUAAAAAUGGUGUAAACGAAAAUGGUAUAGAAAAAAAUGGUAUAAACGAAAAUGGUAUAGAAAAAAAAGAUAACAAUGGCGUGAAUGAAAAUGGUAUGAACGAGAACGGCGUAGAUAAAAAUGGUGCAAACAAAAAUGGUGUGAACGAGAACAGUAUAGAUGAGAAUAACGUAGAUAAAAAUGAUGUAACUGAAAACAUUACAGACAAAAAUGGUGCAGAUGAAAAUGGAGUAGAUAAAAAUGAUAAAAAUGUGGAAAAUCAAAACAAGACAAAUGAAAAUGUUACAAAACAAGCAUCUACUCCUCCAUUACCUGAUAAAAGAGUUAGCUCAUUAAAUAUGUCUAAUUUAGGAAGAUUCCCCGUAAACUCGUCCAAUAGAAAACGAUCAGAUUUAAAAGUUGUCAGUUUAAAUUAUUCUGGUUCGGCACCUAGAUUCGAUGCUGUAUUCAGAAUAAAUUCUAUUUCUUAUGAUAAUGUAUUACAUAUUUGCAUUUUACAUCAAGAUGGUUCUAUCCAUGAUGAACAAAUGGAUAAAUUUAUUA